CCCGCCCUCCUGCCCCGUGCCCUGUGCACAGCCACGGGCCUGGGCUCGGGCCCGGCGGAGGCUGCCCCCGCCAUGGUGCGGUGCGGCGCGGCGGUGCUGCGGAAGUACAGCAACUUCAUAGACGAUUUGCGGGUUUAUGUGAGAGGAGGAACCGGUGGAAUGGGUUAUCCUAACCUGGGAGGGGAAGGAGGAAGAGGUGGUGAUGUCUGGUUCGUCGCCCGAGAAAGGACUACCUUAAAGAGCAUUAGGGAGAAAUAUCCCCAGAAGCGAUUUGUAGCUGGAACAGGAGCCAACAGCAGUGUUAAAGCUCUAAAAGGUGAAAAAGGAAAAGAUUGUGAAGUUCAUGUGCCUUUGGGAAUUUCAGUUGUUGACGAUGAUGGCAAGCAGAUUGGAGAGCUUAAUGCAGCAGGAGAGAGAUUCUUAGCAGCUCGUGGAGGUCUUGGAGGCUCUUUGGCUACAAACUUUCUGCCUUGCAAAGGUCAGAGGAGAACUGUUCACCUUGAUUUGAAACUUAUAGCAGAUGUUGGCUUAGUUGGGUUUCCAAAUGCAGGAAAGUCGUCCUUGUUAAGCAAGAUUUCUCAUGCCAAACCUGAGAUUGCAAAUUAUGCAUUCACAACAAUACAGCCUGAACUAGGAAAGAUCAUGUAUGCAGAUUAUAAGCAGAUUUCAGUAGCUGAUCUCCCAGGACUGAUUGAAGGUGCACAUGCAAACAAAGGAAUGGGCCAUAAAUUUCUCAAACAUGUAGAGAGAACCAAACAACUUCUCUUAGUUGUUGAUAUUUCUGGGUUUCAGCUGUCUAUGAAGACUCAGUUCAGAACAGCAUUUGAAACGAUAUUGCUUCUAACAAAGGAACUGGAGCUGUACAAAGAGGAACUUGUAACAAAGCCUGCACUUCUUGCCAUCAAUAAAAUGGAUUUGCCUUGUGCAAAGGAUAACUUGGAUGAACUUAUGACACAACUAGAGAACCCUCAGGACUUCUUUCACUUACUAGAGGAAGAAAUGAUUCCAGAAAAUACUCUUGAAUUCAGAGAGGUGAUUCCUGUAUCUACAUAUACUGGAGAAGGAAUUGAGGAACUCAAAACAUGUCUAAGAAAAUCCAUAGAUGAGCAAGCAGAGCACGUGAAUGAAGAAUAUCGGAAAAAGAAACUCCUGCUUUUACAAGCUUCCAAAGAAGAACAAAUGAAUAGAAGCUGACAUUCCUGAAUGGACCCAGCACAUUUAAUAUUUUAACUAUGCACAUGAAACCUU
Molecule: messenger RNA, 1248 nt
Organism: Melospiza melodia melodia
Lineage: Eukaryota; Metazoa; Chordata; Aves; Passeriformes; Passerellidae
Gene: GTPBP10
Product: GTP binding protein 10
Exons: 10
Coding region: 73-1194 (373 amino acids)
Cellular component (GO): mitochondrion
Molecular function (GO): GTPase activity; magnesium ion binding; GTP binding
Source: RefSeq, a predicted model, not a curated record